This is a messenger RNA of Salvelinus namaycush (lake trout), 3791 nucleotides long. Its product is annotated as mRNA-decapping enzyme 1B-like. Bases 230 to 2422 code for a protein of 730 amino acids. NCBI's taxonomy places the organism in Eukaryota, Metazoa, Chordata, Actinopteri, Salmoniformes, Salmonidae. The record is from RefSeq and is a predicted model, not a curated record. The transcript has 9 exons. Gene Ontology annotation, molecular function: enzyme activator activity; mRNA binding. Gene Ontology annotation, cellular component: P-body. Gene Ontology annotation, biological process: deadenylation-independent decapping of nuclear-transcribed mRNA; positive regulation of catalytic activity; deadenylation-dependent decapping of nuclear-transcribed mRNA.
UUCGACGAAACAUGGCUGCUGUCAAGUGAGCUGUUGAUGGUGUACCGAACAGUUACAAUUCACUUAUAUGUUCUCUUAAAUGAUUUAUUUUAAAUAUUUUAAUUCAUAACAGUGUAUUGUGACGGGGAUAGUUUCAAUAGUCUGCGUUUUACUUUGGAACAGUCAAAAAUUCCUUCACCCGCGAUAACGUGCCAGUUAGCAUCACUAGCUAGCUAGCUCAAGGAGAACAAUGACGGCAAGCUCAUCGGGUGGAAACACCUGUCUCACUGCUAAAGGUUUGGACAUUAGUCUCGCAGCCCUGCAAAGACAAGAUCCUUACAUCAACAACAUUGUAGAUGUGGCGAGUCAAGUGGCGUUGUAUACUUUCAACAACCGAUCAAAUGAAUGGGAGAAGACUGACGUGGAAGGGACCCUGUUUGUCUACACACGGCUAGCAUCUCCCAGACAUGGCUUCACCAUAAUGAACAGGCUGAGUAUGGAGAACCUGACUGAACCCAUCACUAAAGACCUGGACUUCCAGCUGCAGGAUCCAUUCCUACUCUACAGGAAUGCACGCUUAGCUAUCUAUGGCAUCUGGUUCUAUGAUAAGGCGGACUGCCAGCGCAUCGCAGAGCUUAUGAAGUAUCUGACGAAACAGGAACAGGCCCUAGCCCAGCGGGGUCAGCAGGGUCAGGGGGGCUUGGUGUCUCCUCGAGCCCUGGAGGCAGCAGGGAACCCUGGGAAGGGACAAGGAGUGGACAUCCUGCAGAUGCUGACCAAAGCUCGCAAUGAGUAUGACAAGGGUGGUCAGCCAGAGCCUAAAGAGAUAGGAGGGUGUCGUGUCCUUAAUGCCAACCCCAGCCUGAUCAAACCUAUCCCUGUCAAACCUAUGGAGAGAUAUCCCCAUCCUGGGUUACAGGAGAGGCCUGUUCAGGAUAGUCAAGGAGAGCCCAGGCCCCUCUCUCUGGCAACUCUGUUCGGUGUCCAGCAGCCCAGAGCCGAGCUGGUCUCUCCCAUGGCUGCGUCAGGGUCAAGAGGUCCAGGGUCCCAGCCCCAGGGGAAGCCUGGAGGUGUCCGCCCGGCGGUGGCCCGCUCCUUGUCCUACGAUGACCCAGUCCAGUCCCAGCUCCAGGAAGGGGGUCUGAUCUCAGGUAGCAGCCCCCCGCAGCACUGCCCUGCCUUCCAGAAGCUUAUGAAGGAUGCCGCCUCCUCCUCCCAGCCUCGGAACCAGCUCCAGCGAGGCGGUACUAUGGAGCAGCUCCAGCGAGGGGGUACUAUGGAGCAGCUCCAGCGAGGGGGUCCUAUGGAGCAGCUCCAGCGAGGGGGUCCUAUGGAGCAGCUCCAGCGAGGGGGUCCUAUGGAGCAGCUCCAGCGAGGGGGUCCUAUGGAGCAGCUCCAGCCCGUCUCCGAGUCAUCCGAGAACAGACUGCAUGAGAACGGAGCCCCCUCUGUCCUCCACCAUCGGACCCAGGCCAGACAAGACCCCAUCCAGAGACUGUUCCAGAACCAGCCCACUUCCACCACCCCUUCAAUGACGACCUCCGCUCCUUGUUGUCCUCCUCCUCUCCAGCAGCCUCCUCCUCUCAUCCCUGGUCUCCAGUCUGCCCAUCCUCAGCCUCUCCUGGUGGAUGUGUUGGGCUUCCCUGGUUCUCAACACCAUCACGUCCACCUCCCCCCUCACCAGGCCCAGCCGUUUUACUUCAGCCCCACCAAGCCCCCCCAGAUGCUGGUCCCCAUGUUGCCCUCACACCCCUCCCAGUCUCAACCUCCCCACCAACCCCAGCCUGGUCAUCCUCAACCUCAGUCACAGCCCUGUCACCCUUUCCACCCCUUCCAGCACCCCCAGCCCUUAUACCUCCAACCCCUGCCAGGUCACCUCCAGCCGGGGCAGCUAACUGGUGUCGUCUCCCCUCAUGAACUGCUCCAGAGGCUGCAGCUGGUUCAACAGGAGCAGAGUCUGGUCCCGGAGCCCACUAGGCCUUCCUCUAACCUGGCUCCCCGCUUCCACGAGCCUGCCCCUCUAGCCCCCUCAGCCCCCCCAGCCAUGGGGCAGCACGGCCAGCAGGCGGCUCAUUCUACAGCCAGGUCUCUGGACAGUUUGGCUGACAAGACCUCUGCAGGCACCGCUGCUCAGAAGUUCCAGGUGAUCUCCCCCCAGCGUAUCCCAGCCACGGUGGCACCUACCCUGCUCCUGUCCCCCAGUGUCUUCUCCCAGGCCAAGCGCCCCCAGGCCAAAGCCUCUGGGGUCACCCACUGCCCCCCUGGCCCUCAUCCUCCCUCAGCCCUCCUGGCCCCUGACAACCCCCAACCCAGGGGCCUCUCUAAGAGCCAGCUCCAGGCCACCCUGCUGCACCUCAUACAGAACGACACUUCCUUCCUGGAUACCAUCUAUGAGUCCUACGUCCACCGCUUCUCCACGGAAGCCACCGCCAACCAGUUCUGAGGCCAGGGCCCUGUUUAAUGAGGCCAGGGCCCUGUUUAAUGAGGCCAGGGCCCUGUUUAAUGAGGCCAGGGCCCUGUUUAAUGAGGCCAGGGCCCUGUUUAAUGAGGCCAGGGCCCUGUUUAAUGAGGCCAGGGCCCUGUUUAAUGAGGCCAGGGCCCUGUUUAAUGAGGCCAGGGCCCUGUUUAAUGAGGCCAGGGCCCUGUUUAAUGAGGCCAGGGCCCUGUUUAAUGAGGCCAGGGCCCUGUUUAAUGAGGCCAGGGCCCUGUUUGAGGCACCCAAUAGACAAAUGUUUCAAAACACUUUGCAACGGGAAGUGAAUAUAAUCAUUUCUUCUGGGCCAAGUCCAGGGAGCCCCUCUCCCUGUUUGUCUGUUUUCUUCCAUUAGGUGCCUAAUGAGUAAGUCCCUGGGGUCAUGCCCAAACCGGCACAAUCAUUUUAUAAUCGAAACCAUUUGCUGAUCUAGCUAAAUUAGUCUUCCUAAUGUGAGCACUGUGGAUGUAACCUGUGGAUUCAGAUUACAAGGACAUUUGAUUUUUGCCAUUUUUAAGAUGUUUUUAUCAUAAGAAUAAAAUAAUUGAAAGUUUGAAUGGGAUAUUGUAGUAAGAGCUAUCAAACAAUGGUAUAUGUUUUGGAAUGACUGUACUUGUUUUUAAAAGGUUCCUCUCUUAAACCAUUUUAGUUUCCAGGCAUUUGACAAUGUUUAAUUCACUUGAAGUUGGAUGAGUUUAUUUUGAACACUUUAUUAAGUGGAAAGUCCUGUUUUUUUUUUUUAAAUAGACAAUAUUUCCAGUCUUAAACUUGUGCUACCUCUCAGAAGUGACCCUCUGUUGAGGUAGAAGUUUCCCAAAGGAGGAAUUACACCGUACUGUAGAACCUGCCAUUUAUUUUCAUAAUGCGACUGGCUUUAUUUCCAGAUGUCUGAAACUCAAUGUACAUCGACACGGUUCAGAGUCUUCUGUGCUCACACAUUCUAGACUAGUUUGAUAGACGGUUUAUAUGUAUCAAGCAAAGGGUUUAAGAAACUAUUUUAUGUUACGAGAGAGAAAGAUAAUAGAAUAGUUUGUCUAUUUUUCUAUGCCGUUGUCAUACAAGGACAUUUUAAAAACACAAUGUUGCAAUGACCUGUACCACUGAAACAGGAAGUGUUUUAAUUUACACAAUCUGCCAUGUAUCAAGUAUUUUAAAACCUGUGGAAUCUGGAGUCCCAUCAUUUUGUUAUUUUGGUUUUGAAAACCACUUUUUAUUUUAUUUUUAUGAGUCAAACAUUCUGAGUGACCGCAAAGCCCACUACGUGACUUGUUUCUUGUGUAAUGAUUGAACAGUGUCUGGACCACAACUGAAUUGGAAAUAAAUGAAUGUCUUCUUCAAA